Molecule: messenger RNA, 1032 nt
Organism: Talaromyces atroroseus
Lineage: Eukaryota; Fungi; Ascomycota; Eurotiomycetes; Eurotiales; Trichocomaceae
Exons: 3
Coding region: 1-1032 (343 amino acids)
Molecular function (GO): methyltransferase activity
Source: RefSeq, a predicted model, not a curated record
AUGGCGGUCGUCGAUAGAGCUUCAAGUAAUGCUCGUCCGAUAAGCAGCAGCAAUGCAACACCAAAAGUGGGCGAGCCACUGCAUGUCGACAGAGAUCUCAAAGACACUGUUUGCGACGCAGCCUCCACAAUCGACGACCGCACGACGAUUGUGUCCUCUAUAAAGCAUUAUAAAUAUGAGAAUGGCCGGCGGUAUCAUUCCUUUCGAGACGGCGAAUACUUGCUUCCCAACGACGAGCGGGAGCAGGAACGCUUAGAGCUGCUAAACCACAUAUUUAGGAUGCUGUUAAGUGGCGAAUUAUGCCGGGCUCCGAUCGAUAAUCCUACCAGAGUCCUGGAUUUUGGCACAGGUACAGGUGUAUGGGCCAUUGACUUUGCAGAGGUAUUUCCCCAGGCCGAAGUACUAGGGACGGAUUUGAGUCCGAUCCAGCCAUCGUGGUUCCCGUCCAAUUGUCGAUUUGAGGUGGAUGAUGCAGAAAGCGAAUGGCUGUACGGCAAUAAACCUUUUGAUUACAUUCACGGACGGGGCAUGACGGGCGGAAUCGGCGACUGGCGGAAACUAAUUCGCCAGGCCUAUGACAAUCUACGGCCUGGUGGGUGGUUGGAGUUGCAAGAAUACGAAACAGAGAUUAUGUCAGACGAUGGCACUCAUCUACAGGCACAGAGCUUUAUGCUAUGGCAAACCCAAUUGAAUGAGGCCAGUCGGCUCUUUGGCAAGGCUUUCACGGACUACCAUUAUCAUAAGCAGCGGAUGGAAGAGGCGGGCUUUGUUGAUGUCGUUGACGAUGCGUUCAAGGUCCCCAUAGGCACAUGGCCCAGAGACAGGCGCAUGAAAGAAAUUGGCAAAUUCCAGCUCUACCAGAUGCUUGAGGCAGUCGAACCGUUCACGCUGGCGGUUUUCACUCGCGUGCUGAAAUGGAGACCUGAGGAAACGCGAGAUUUGAUCGAUAAAGUCAAGGCCGAAGUGUGCAAUCCGCAAUUCCAUAUUUACUCCCUGUUUCGGUUUGUAUAUGGACGCAAGCCUGAGCGCUAG